AUGUCUUUAACGAUUAUAGACCCUGUUCCUACAUCAAAAUACUAUGGAGCAUGCGCAAUUACGCUUUUCGAUCGCAAUAAUGAGCCCAAGGCAGUAAUUGAUGCGCGUGAGAAUACCCAGACGGUUUUGAAAAUUAAUAACGACAACGUUAUUCUUGAAAUCGACGAAGGGUCCGCCUUGCAACAGAUCGCAUCCGACUGGUCUGUGGGAUUCCUAUAUCCUGGAUUCGGUAACGGAAUCAUGUCAAAAUCUCCAUGGCAUGCUCCCAAAAAACAGGCUCUUCAGGAAUUGAAGCCGUCGGUAACGACAGGUUUGGCAAAAUCGAUCAUCUUGGCCGAGCUCGGUUGCCCUUCGGUUUUCCUAACCCAGGUCUCAACUGAAGAGCUGAAGACGCUGCAGACAUGCCGUUAA
Pyricularia oryzae 70-15 is the source of this 411-nucleotide messenger RNA. RefSeq lists its product as uncharacterized. The record is from RefSeq and is a predicted model, not a curated record. Lineage: Eukaryota; Fungi; Ascomycota; Sordariomycetes; Magnaporthales; Pyriculariaceae. The coding region runs from base 1 to 411 and encodes 136 amino acids. The transcript is spliced from 3 exons.